Orycteropus afer afer is the source of this 2847-nucleotide messenger RNA. RefSeq names its product zinc finger protein 268. Gene Ontology annotation, molecular function: DNA-binding transcription repressor activity, RNA polymerase II-specific. Gene Ontology annotation, biological process: negative regulation of transcription by RNA polymerase II. Bases 1 to 2847 code for a protein of 948 amino acids. The transcript is spliced from 5 exons. Lineage: Eukaryota; Metazoa; Chordata; Mammalia; Tubulidentata; Orycteropodidae. The record is from RefSeq and is a predicted model, not a curated record.
AUGGCCGCCAGGAUCCGGACGGCUUCGGUCUGGGUACCGCCUCUCCUGGAACGAAACAGCCCAUGUGACAUAAGGAUCAGAAAGCUCCCAGGCCAGGAGACCAUCCUGGGUGAAGGGACCCCUGACCAGAGACCUCUUUCUGGAGCCCUUGGGCAAAGCCAGACAAGCUUUAGGACAGAGCAGGUCCUGGAAUGGCUGUGGAUUUACCGAGAGCAGCUAGAGACAACCAAGUCCCAGGGACCACUGUCAUUCAAGGAUGUGUUUGUGGAUUUUACCUGGGAGGAAUGGCGGCUCCUGGACCCUAUUCAGAAGACCUUGUACAGGACUGUGAUGUUGGAGAACUACAGCAAUUUGGUGUUCCUUGGUUAUCAGCAUAGGAAGCCUGAUGUCAUCCUCAAGCUGGAACAAGGAGAAGAGCUGUGGAUCAAGGCCCAGAUCCCCAGUCAGAGCUGUCCAGAAAAAGCCUGCGAAAUUGAUGAUAACAUGGAAUCGCAACAGGAAAAUCGAGGCAAGCUGGGAGAUGUGACAAAAGGUUAUGAAUAUACUGCCUUUGAAAAACUGUGUCUUAGAACAAAUUAUAUUUCUUCAAGACAAAAACUUCAUAAACAUGACACACGUGGAAAAUGUUUGAAUUCUAAUAUUGAUUUAACUAGUAACUAUGCUGGAAAGAAUUCUAAUGGGUGUCAUGUCCAUAAGGAAUCAUUCCUUCGUCCUAAACACGAAGAGACUCUUACCGGAAUAAAAUACUAUGAAGGUAAUGAAUCUGGAGAAGAUGUUAACCCAGAGUCACAACUUUCAUGCCAGCAAAUAUGUGUAAGAGAGAAUCCCUUUGAAUGUGGUUGCUGCGGGAUAUCUUUCAGCAGCAAGUCAUACCUUGAAGUGCAUCAGCGAACUCACACAGAAAAGAAACCCUAUGAAUGUAAUGGACAUAAGAAAGACUUCAGCAGCAAGUCAUACCUUGUUAUAUGUCAGAGAACUCAUGCAGGAGAGAAAGUUCAUGAAUGCAGUAAAUGUGGGAAAACUUUCCGUUUCAAUUCACAACUUGUUAGACACCAGAGAGUUCACACAGGUGAGAAUCCCUAUGAGUGCUGUGAAGGUGAUAAAGACUUCAGCAAGAAAGACCAGUUCAUUUCACGUCAGAGAACUUAUUCAUGGCAGAAACCUUAUGGAUGCAGUGAAUGUGGGAAAUCUUUUGGUCUGAAAUCACAACUCAUUAUACAUCAGAGAAUUCAUACAGGAGAGAAACCCUAUGAAUGCAGAUACUGUCAGAAAGCCUUUAAUACAAAGUCAAACCUUAUGGUACAUCAGAGGAUCCAUACAGGAGAGAAGCCCUAUGGUUGUAAUGAAUGUGGAAAAGCCUUUACUUUUAAGUCACAGCUUAUUGUACAUCAGGGAGUUCACACUGGAGUAAAACCCUAUGCAUGCAUUCAGUGUGGGAAAACCUUCAGUUUGAAAUCACAGCUCAUAGUACAUCAGAGAAGUCACACAAAAGUGAAACCUUAUGUAUGCAGUGAAUGUGGAAAAGCAUUCAGGAGCAAGUCAUACCUCAUUAUACAUAUGAGGACUCAUACAGGGGAGAAACGUCAUGAGUGCAAUGAAUGUGGGAAAUCCUUCAGUUUCAAUUCACAGCUCAUUAUACAUCAGAGAAUUCACACAGGAGAAAACCCAUACGAAUGCUAUGAAUGUGGGAAAGCCUUCAGUCGGAAAUACCAGCUCAUUUCACACCAGAGAACUCAUGCCGGGGAGAAGCCAUAUGAAUGCAGUGACUGUGGAAAAGCUUUUGGUUUGAAGUCACAACUCAUUAUACAUCAGAGAACUCAUACGGGAGAGAAACCCUUUGAAUGCAGUGAAUGCCAGAAAGCUUUUAAUACAAAGUCAAACCUUAUUGUACACCAGAGAACUCAUACAGGAGAGAAGCCCUAUGGUUGUAGUGAAUGUGGGAAAGCCUUUACUUUCAAGUCACAGCUCAUUGUACAUCAGGGAGUUCACACUGGAGUAAAACCCUAUGCAUGCAUUCAGUGUGGGAAAACCUUCAGCUUGAAGUCACAGCUCAUUGUACAUCAGAGAAGUCACACAGAAGUGAAACCUUAUGGAUGCAGUGAAUGUGGAAAAGCCUUCAGGAGCAAGUCAUACCUCAUUAUACAUAUGAGGACCCACACAGGGGAGAAACCUCAUGAAUGUAAUGAAUGUGGGAAAUCCUUCAGUUUCAAUUCACAACUCACUGUGCAUCAGAGAAUUCACACAGGAGAGAAUCCCUAUGAAUGCAUUGAAUGUGGGAAAUCCUUUAAUAGGAAAGACCAGCUCAUCUCACAUCAGAGAACUCAUGCUGGAGAGAAACCUUAUGGAUGCAGUGAUUGUGGUAAAGCAUUUAGCAGCAAGUCAUACCUAAUUAUACACAUGCGAACCCAUUCUGGGGAGAAACCAUAUGAAUGUAGUGAAUGUGGAAAAGCCUUUAUAUGGAAGUCACUACUCAUAGUACAUGAGCGAACUCAUGCUGGGGAAAACCCAUAUAAAUGCAGUCAGUGUGAGAAAUCAUUUAGUGGGAAAUUACGCCUUGUUGUACAUCAGAAACUUCACAUGAGAGAGAAACCCUAUGGAUGCAGUGAAUGUGAGAAAGCCUUCAUUAGGAAGUCUCAGCUUAUUGUACAUCAGAGAACUCACUCAGGAGAGAAACCCUAUGGAUGCAAUGACUGUGGAAAAAGCUUCUCUCAGAAAUCAAUUCUAAGUGCACAUCAGAGAACUCAUACAGGAGAGAAACCCUGUAAAUGCACUGAGUGUGGGAGGGCCUUCUGUUGGAAGUCACAGCUCAUUAUGCACCAGAGAACUCACACGGAUGAAAAACAUUAA